ACCCGUCGGUGGCAGGUGGCUGCGCGCGGCCGGGUGGGCGGGCGGCCCGUCUCCUCCGGGGGCCGUGCCCCUCCCUGGCGCCGCGGCUGCUCUGGGACAGCCCCCCCCUCCGCCCGCCCUCGCCCUGUAAUUGCAAGGACUCGGCGGCUCCUCUCCUGGCCCCAAAAGGGAAGGGAGAGGAGAGGCUACUCGAGACGGCAGCCGCCCCGGACCUCUUCUGACCGGCUGGUGCCUCCCUCUGCGUCCGGACCCUCCAGGAUGGGCUCCAAGCUCCCCAGCUGCUUUCCACGCGCGAGACGCGGACGGUCGCGGCGGGCCGGCAAGGCGGGCCAGGGAGAGCCCCCGGAAGCAGCCUCUACAGGCGGCCCCGACGUCUCGGCAGGCCGAGCACGGUCCACCCCGUCCACCAGCAGCGAGGGCGACCCGCAGAGUGGCCGGGCGUACUUCAGCGGCAAAGCGCGCGUCUCCUUCCGCCACCAGCUCGACUCCGAGAGGGAUUCCACCACCUGAUCCUCCCGAGAGGCAGCAGGCAAGGCCGCUGGGCAGAGGCUUCCCAGGAAUAAACUGCACCACCCCGA
This is a messenger RNA of Pantherophis guttatus, 578 nucleotides long. The record is from RefSeq and is a predicted model, not a curated record. Lineage: Eukaryota; Metazoa; Chordata; Lepidosauria; Squamata; Colubridae.